AUGGCGGCCGGAUGUCUUUGACGUUUUUGUUUAUUGAUUUUGAGAUUGGCGUUACAUGGGCCGUGGCUUGACAUCAUAUCAAUAGUGGAGGACGUCUGGAUGACGACGGAUCGGGAGGCUGGGUAGAUGGAAUAGGUUGGGGCGAUUGAAUGACCGUAGGUGGCAAAGGAAAUCAACAGGGUAGAAUUAGGGUUUUCUUUAUUUCCUAUAAGUAUGUCUCGUAUCUACCAAAGCAAUGCAUGGAAAUAAGAAAUUAGAAUAGUUUUAGUAAAUCUUCUCUCUAGCUCUCCUUCGGUUACGUACACCAACCCUAGCGGCCGUCACCUCGUCGUCCGCCGAUCAACCCUUAUCAUCUAGUGCUUUCAUUCUGAACUCAUGUCUACACCAAUUCCCUCCUCCGACGAUCAGCCGUCCGGCACUUCCCUUACUAUGGCAGACCUCAUGCGGGCAAUCAACAAUCUGGGAAAAGAGUUGGAAACCACCAAAUCCCAGAUCGCCAAAGAAUUGGACACCACCAAGAGUCGGGUGGCAGAGCUUUUGGCCGCUGCACAUCCGCUGCCCCAUGAAGACCUACGGCGCCCUCCGCCGUACCGUCCCCCGCCGGCUGCAUGGCGGCCGCCUCCAUCUCGCACGUCACAGCUCGUCCCCACGGCGGAUCCUAUUCCUCGCAUGCGCCUUGAUGCUCCCCGAUUCUCAGGCGAGGAUCCGGUUGGUUGGAUUUUCCGGAUUCAAAAAUACUUUGACUAUUUUCUCACACCGGAGGUCGAACGUCUUCACUUGGUGGCCAUGUUGAUCGACCACCCCGCGUCGGAAUGGUUCCGCUAUUACCAGGCAAAUAAUUGCAACGUCUCUUGGAUGUCGUUCUUGCUUGCGGUCCGACAACGCUUUGACCCCGACUACUAUGAGAACUAUAUCGGGCUGCUCUCCAAACUACACCAAACCACCACGGUCAUGGAGUACCAAUCUUCUUUUGAGACUAUCUUGAACAAGGUCGCGGGCGUCCCGGAACCCACACUUAUUGCCAUGUACAUCGCUGGUCUCAAGCAACCCGUUCAACGCGAAGUGAAUCUCCGUACCCCGGGCACACUACAAGAGGCUUUUGCUUUGGCACGCGAGUUGGCAGCGAAUUACCAGGACAUUCAUUCUGCCUACGGCUCGUCGGGACGUCGGUUUUGGUCAGCUCCACGGCCGGCUGCAACGUCCUCCCCCGCCGGUCCAUCUUCCUCCCUGGCUACACUGGCUAUUCCCUCUGCGGCUACCCACUCUAACAACCGUCCAAUCACGUCCUUACCUAUCGUGCGGCUAACCAACGCGGAAAAGGCGGAACGCGGCAAGAAGGGGCUUUGUUGGUAUUGUGACGAGAAGUGGGGCCCAACUCAUCACAGCAAACGGCGUUUUCUGGCCCUCAUGGGUCCGGAUGAGGAGGACAUCAGCUCGCUGGAGGAUCACAGCGACCAACCACUCACAGAUGACUUGGUGAUCACGGGCGAUAUUUCGAGCAUGCAUUCUUUAUCGGGGAGCCCGAAUCCGCGUUCCCUCCGUCUUACUGGCACCAUUCAAAAUUCAUCCGUUCACGUCCUAUUGGAUAGCGGGAGCACUCAUAAUUUUAUUCAUCCGGCAGUUGCAGAAUGCCUUUCUCUGGUGCUUCACCCCGUGACACCCUUUCGGGUCUAUGUCGGGAAUGGGGAAUCCCUUCGGUGCGCUUAUUCUUGUCCCCAAACCUCCAUUACUUUGCAGGGGCAUAUCUUUGCAAUUGACUUAUAUUUGUUGGAGAUCCACGGAUCGGAUGUCGUGCUCGGUGUUCAAUGGCUUCAAACGCUAGGCAAGGUAUCUCAUGAUUAUGCCAAUUUGACCAUGGAAUUCACUUGGAAUGGCUCCAUUGUUCAGUUACGUGGUGACACACCAUACCCUAGGCCAAUUUCAUAUGGUACCCUCUGUACUAUGGUGGCGGCUCACCUACCCUUGGAGUUUUAUGAAAUUAUCACAGCCCCUACACCCUUUGCUAGUGAUGCUACUGCCACCUCAGUCCCGGAGUUCCCCACGGAUGUUCCGGCAGAGAUUAAAGCUAUUCUCCUCCAACAUGCCGACGUCUUCAACACCCCUACCACACUCCCACCCGGUCGGGAAUGGGAUCACCGGAUUCACUUGGAGCCGAACACGAAGCCGGUUAACGUCUGGCCGUAUCGUUAUCCGUACUUUCAAAAGACGGAAAUUGAGCGUCAGUAUUUGCUCGGCCGUGAACUUGUUAUCCGCACCGACCACCGUAGUCUUAAAGAUCUGUUGUUGCAAAUUAUCCAAACGCCGGACCAACAAUUCUACAUCCGGAAGCUCAUGGGGUUCAAGUUCCGCAUUGGAUACAAAACUGGGGUCUCCAAUAAGGCCGCGGAUGCACUGUCCUGGCGUGACACAGAGGAGGAGGAGCCCGCUGCCCAGUUUACAGCCCUUUCUCAGCCCAUUCCCCUCCUACUGGAUGCCGUGCGUAUGGAGCAUCAGACUAAGCCAGAUGUGCUGACCUUAAAAGCAGGGGUUGCGGCCGGCACAACUGCUCCGGCGUUCACAACCCAUGACGGGCUUCUUUAUUACAACCGACGGGUUUAUAUCAGCCCCGAUUCCACUAUACGUGAACAGCUUUUGGGUGAAUUCCAUAACACUCCACUCGCGGGACACCAAGGGGUCGAGCGGACUUUUCGCCGAUUGGCGGCGGUGUUUUAUUGGCCGGGCAUGCGUAAGGAUGUACGAGCCUUUAUCGCGGCAUGUGCCCCGUGUCAAGCGACCAAGUAUUCUACGCAACGCCCGGCAGGUCUUCUUCAACCAUUACCCGUACCCGACCGCGUAUGGGACUCCGCUUCAAUGGACUUCAUCACCGGCCUCCCUCCCUCGCGCGGGUACACGGUCAUCUUUGUGGUGGUCGACCGGCUGUCAAAAUAUUGUCACUUUGGCCCUUUACCUACAGACUUUGACGCACCACGAGUGGCUGCCCUCUUCCUUGAUAUGGUAGCGGCAAUCAAGGAAUUAUUGAUAGAACGGGCGGCUGUUUUGGACGAACUCAAGACCAACCUUCGCAAAGUGCAGCAACGAAUGAGGGAUCGCGCUAAUAUGCACCGGCGUGAUGUGACGUUUCAAGUAGGUGAUUUGGUGCUUCUAAAACUCCAACCAUAUCGCCAAUACUCGGUGGCCAAACCCAAAUCGGCUAAGCUGGCUCGGCGUUUCUACGGCCCCUUCGAAGUUAUUGAACGUGUUGGGCCUGUCGCUUAUCGUCUACGUCUUCCGACAGGUUGUCGCAUUCACGACGUCUUUCACGUCUCCCUUCUUCGACCAUUUGUAGCCCGGGACACCGGAAUUCCAGCCCCUACCUUGCCUACUGACUUCUUCCAGAACCGCCCUUUGGCCGUUCCCUUGGCCGCUAUUCGCAGUCGGACAGUCCUCGUCAACGGAGCACCGGAAGAGCAGUGGUUAAUACAUUGGUCCGAGGGGUCUGAGGAUGAUGCAACUUGGGAGCCCGUGAGUAUGCUUCGUGAGCGUUUUCCAACCCUUCGCCUUGAGGACAAGGCGCUUUCCAACGGUGGGGGAGUUGAUACGGACCGGGUGGACUCGGACCACGGGGAAGAAGCUGGGCCUGUCGCUCCUCCGGUCGUGCGACGGUCGCAAAGGGUCGUUGGGCCACCCCAACGAUACAAGGAUUAUAUUCGUCGUUAAUUAUCAUUUUGUCGAUUAAUUAUUAUUUUUAUUUCAGUUACUCAUAUCAUUUAUUUGUACUCUAGAUUUUUAUUAGGUGAGCGAAACUAUAAGCUCCUUCAAGGGUUUUCUUUUCGGUUAUUUCCCUUGACGCCUUUUUUUGAACCGACAGGGUAGGAUUAGGGUUUUCUUUAUUUCCUAUAAGUAUGUCUCGUAUUUACCAAAGCAAUGCAUGGAAAUAAGAAAUUAGAAUAGUUUUA
Cuscuta campestris is the source of this 3935-nucleotide messenger RNA. NCBI's taxonomy places the organism in Eukaryota, Viridiplantae, Streptophyta, Magnoliopsida, Solanales, Convolvulaceae. The record is from the annotation of a GenBank genome assembly.